AUGUGGUCGUGGCAGCUAGUCUGCCCAGAGGUGUUGGCCCUGAGUCCUUUGCCUGGAUCACCUUCCGGGACUACAAAUACAACUACUGCACUACCAGGAUUCUGGUGUGCCAACACCGGACACAUUGGUGCAUACAUCCCAUUCGCUUACAUCAAUGACGGUAUCUGCGACUACGAGCUCUGCUGUGAUGGCAGCGACGAGUACGCAGGAAAGGGCGGAGUCAAGUGCGAGAACAGGUGUGCCGCCAUUGGCAAGGAACACCGCCGCGUCACAGAGGAGCGCAAGCAGGGCUUAGAACGGGCUCUGAAGCGGCGACGCACUCUGGCCAAGGAAGCCAGAGAGCUUCGACGUCAAGUAGAGGCCCGUGUCACGAAGCUCAAGGGCGAGGUGGUGGAGCUUGAGCAGAAGCGUACUCAGCUGGAGCGGGAGCUGACCGAGGCUGAGCGGACCGAGAGAGGCAAGGUGGUCAAGAAGGGCAAGGGCAAAUCUGGUGGCAAGCUGAGUAUUUUGGUUGGCUUGGCCAAGAAGCGAGUUGACGAGCUGCGGGAUACGCUCGAUAAGCUGCUCGACCACCGCGACGACCUCCAGGACAAAGUGACCGAGUUGGAGAGCAUUCUGCGCAAUCUCCAGGCCGAUUACAACCCAAACUUUAAUGACGAGGGGGUUAAAGCAGCCGUGCACUCGUGGGAGGAUUACGCAGCCAAGUCUUCCACGGAAAAGGAGCCUAAGGUGCAUGAUAUCGACAUCUAUGAAGUUCUCAAGGAAGAUUCGGAAGACAGGGGUAUCAACUGGAAGGAGUUUGAGGCGGAAGACGAUACCGACACGGACAUCUUGUACAGCUUCGACGCAUAUCUGCCCCAGGGGGUCAGAACUUACAUCCAUGAGACGAUUACGAGUCUUCGGAUCUGGAUGAUCGAGAACGGCAUGCUUGCAGACAACUCCGACGCAAACGAGUCGUCGACUGUAAAAAAUGCGCGCUCGGCAUUCCAAGCUGCCGAGAAUGAGCUGUCUUCACGGAAGCGUACGCUGAGCGAGAACGAGGAGGAUCUGUCCAAGGACUACUCCGCCGACGACAUUCUCCGGGCGCUCAAGGACAAGUGUGUCUCCACAGAUGCGGGCGAGUACGAGUACGAGUUUUGCUGGCUAGGCCAAGCAAAGCAGAAGUCUAAGAAGGGCCACGCCAGCACUGGCAUGGGCAACUACGAACGCUUCGAAAUCGAAAUAGCCGAUGAUGCGGAGCGCCUGGAUGGAAAAAGCCUGGGAAGUGGUUCCCGCAUGGUGUUGAAGUACGAAAAUGGCCAAAACUGCUGGAACGGACCGAACAGACGCACAGAUAUCUGGCUAGGCUGUGCUGAAAAGGAGGAGAUGUGGCGCAUCGCGGAAUCCGAGAAGUGCGUCUACAAGAUGGAGGUUGGCACGCCAAUUGCUUGCGAGGAGAUUAAAGAAGAAGGCGCUGCUGAAGCAGGCAAGGAAGAGCUGUGA
Molecule: messenger RNA, 1482 nt
Organism: Grosmannia clavigera kw1407
Lineage: Eukaryota; Fungi; Ascomycota; Sordariomycetes; Ophiostomatales; Ophiostomataceae
Product: protein kinase c
Exons: 3
Coding region: 1-1482 (493 amino acids)
Biological process (GO): N-glycan processing
Cellular component (GO): glucosidase II complex
Source: RefSeq, a predicted model, not a curated record